Gigantopelta aegis is the source of this 675-nucleotide messenger RNA. RefSeq lists its product as uncharacterized. The transcript has 4 exons. Lineage: Eukaryota; Metazoa; Mollusca; Gastropoda; Neomphalida; Peltospiridae. The record is from RefSeq and is a predicted model, not a curated record. The coding region runs from base 1 to 675 and encodes 224 amino acids.
AUGGAUACAAAAUUUAUUUAUCAUCCCAUCAUACCGUCGUCUCAUCUUGGAGAAGACGAGGAAGAGGAAGAUACUGAUUUGUUGCUGGACGAUUUGCCAUUUUCACGUUUGAAGGAAGUCCAGACUGAAUCUACCAUGAAAGAGGAAUUUCAUUUGUCCCAGGCUUGUUCUUCAUUGAAGUCUGAAGAAGCUCAACAGAAUCAAGAUGCUGAAUCACUGAUAGAACAUCCUUUCAGUGUCAGCUCGGUUGUCAUGAUGCAGAGAAUUAUAAGUUACAUUGCAUACCUAGAGAACAGUAUUUCCAGUCUCUGUAGCGAACUUGGGAUGCAUUUUAACUCAUCAGGAACUCCCCUUGUGAACAGACUUAAGAGGAAAGUUGAGGCUAGGGCUAAAGCAAGCAAAAAGAAAGAUGCACCGCUAAGUGAAAUAAAAUAUACACAUUCACACCAUUAUGGCACUAGACGGCUUAAAUUGUCUUCACCCACUGUGGAUUCCACAACUGAUACAGUCCCAAUAUGGACGCCAAACAACGAUUAUGUUAAUUCACAGGAUUCGUCGGCUCCAUCAUCAACAUUUGUGGCAUUAUCAAGCAAUGAAAAUAGCAGCUCAACAUGGCAGGUGGAGAGUGAUUCAGAUGAAGAUAUAAUUUCACAUACAGGUUUUAUCAUAGUCUAA